UGAAUGUGCUAUUAGUCCAUUGGACACUAUGUGAUAAGCCUAAGCGACCUAUCUACAAUAUCGCACAUAUGGUCAACUCGAUUGAACAAGUGGACAGUUAUCUGGAAAGGGGUGCCAACGCUAUUGAAUGUGACAUACAGUUCGUGGGCGACGGGACACCAGUCCAUGCCUUUCACGGCAUUCCCUGCGAUUGCUUCAGAGAUUGCGGGAAAUGGACGCCAAUUGAGCUCUACAUGCAGUACAUCAGAAACAUAACUACACCCGAGAGCCUUAAAUAUAAUGAUAAAUUUGUACUCAUUAUACUGGACCUGAAAACUGACAAUUUAGACGAGAUUAAAAAAUUUAUAGCCGGACAAAGGUUAUUUGACUUAUUGCUGGAGCACUUAUUUAACCGUGGUCACGUACACACCCGGGUCAAUGUACUGCUCUCUAUACAGAGGGUAUCGGAUGAGCCAUUAAUGACCGGGUUUAUGGAUGCUUUAAAUAGUAUGGAUUUAAGUCACUUAAACAGACACAUCGGUUGGGAUGUCAGCGCUAAUGAACCCCUGGAUGUCAUCAGCACGAUGUACAGCAAGCGGGCUAUGUAUGGAAAUAUAUGGCAAAGCGAUGGUAUCACCAAUUGUGUCAGUUUUAUAAACCCGACCGAUAGGCUCCAGGCCACCCUACACUUGCGGGAUAACUUUCGCAAGCCUUACAUGAGCAAGAUCUAUCACUGGACUAUUGACCUGCACUUUUCUAUUAGAAACUCGCUCAGACUGGGUGUUGACGGACUCAUUACAAACUACCCGGAACGUAUAGCUAGUAUAUUGAAUGAGGAUGAGUUUCAUGACGACAUACGAUUAGCCAACUAUACCGACAAUCCCUGGACUAGAUAUAUGACCGAUAAGUCUAUGACUGGUAUUAAAGUCAAUACAAAUCACUUGGAAAGACUACAAUUCAUAUACUCUUUAUUGGUAAUC
Molecule: messenger RNA, 959 nt
Organism: Oppiella nova
Lineage: Eukaryota; Metazoa; Arthropoda; Arachnida; Sarcoptiformes; Oppiidae
Source: the annotation of a GenBank genome assembly